Xiphias gladius (swordfish) is the source of this 5494-nucleotide messenger RNA. RefSeq names its product thyroid hormone receptor alpha b (gene thrab). Gene Ontology annotation, molecular function: RNA polymerase II cis-regulatory region sequence-specific DNA binding; nuclear receptor activity; zinc ion binding. NCBI's taxonomy places the organism in Eukaryota, Metazoa, Chordata, Actinopteri, Istiophoriformes, Xiphiidae. The record is from RefSeq and is a predicted model, not a curated record. Gene Ontology annotation, biological process: thyroid hormone receptor signaling pathway; retinoic acid receptor signaling pathway; negative regulation of transcription by RNA polymerase II. The transcript is spliced from 8 exons. Bases 224 to 1453 code for a protein of 409 amino acids.
ACAUCUUCCAUAUCUUGCAGCUUCACACCAAGCCACAAAACACCGACUUCAAAGGGGGGUCAGCUCCUUUUGGAGACCCCCUCCUUCCUCCCAAGCCCCCAGGGACGGGACCCUGUCAUGUUUCACUGACUGACCCCUCCCAACCGGCGAAUGACAAGUGUGCAUCCGAGGGCGGGGCUUGCCUCAGUCUCUCAUAAUUGGCUGCUGGAUGGAAUUAAGGUGAAUGGAACACAUGCCCAAGGAGCAGGACCCUAACCCAUCAGAGGGAGAAGAGAAACGGUGGCUCAAUGGCCCAAAAAGGAAGAGGAAGAACAGCCAAUGUUCAGUGAAGAGUAUGACUGGGUACAUCCCCAGCUACCUCGAGAAGGAUGAGCCAUGCGUGGUGUGUGGCGACAAGGCCACGGGUUACCACUACCGCUGCAUUACAUGCGAGGGCUGCAAGGGUUUCUUCCGUAGGACCAUUCAAAAGAACCUCCACCCGACUUACUCCUGUAAGUACGAUUGCUGCUGCAUCAUCGACAAGAUCACCCGCAACCAGUGUCAGCUCUGCCGCUUCAAGAAGUGCAUUGCAGUGGGCAUGGCCAUGGACUUGGUGCUGGAUGACUCAAAGCGGGUGGCUAAACGGCGCCUGAUUGAGGAGAACAGGGAGCGACGCAAGAAGGAGGAAAUGGUGAAGUCCCUCCAGAACCGUCCAGAGCCCACCAGUGCCGAGUGGGAGCUGAUCCGCCUGGUGACGGAGGCCCACCGACACACCAAUGCUCAGGGCGCACAGUGGAAACAGAAGCGCAAAUUCCUGCCAGACAAAAUUGGCCAGUCCCCGGUUGCCCCCACAUCAGACGGAGACAAGGUGGACCUGGAGGCCUUCAGCGAGUUCACCAAGAUCAUCACUCCUGCCAUCACCCGUGUCGUCGACUUUGCCAAAAAACUGCCCAUGUUCUCUGAGCUGCCUUGUGAAGACCAGAUCAUCCUGUUGAAGGGCUGCUGCAUGGAGAUCAUGUCGCUGCGAGCUGCCAUGCGCUACGACCCAGAAAGCGAGACGCUGACGCUGAGCGGGGAGAUGGCUGUGAAGCGUGAGCAGCUGAAGAACGGCGGGUUGGGUGUGGUGUCGGACGCCAUCUUCGAUCUGGGCAAGAGCCUGGCACAGUUCAACCUGGACGACACGGAGGUGGCUCUGUUGCAGGCCGUGCUGCUCAUGAGCUCAGACCGCUCUGGCCUGACCUGCGUGGACAAAAUCGAGAAGUGCCAGGAGACCUACCUGCUGGCAUUUGAGCACUACAUCAACUACCGCAAGCACAACAUUCCCCACUUCUGGCCGAAGCUCCUGAUGAAGGUGACAGACCUGCGGAUGAUCGGGGCAUGCCACGCCAGCCGCUUCCUUCACAUGAAGGUGGAGUGUCCCAACGAACUCUUCCCUCCGCUCUUCCUGGAGGUCUUCGAGGACCAGGAGGUGUGAAACAGAAUUGCCACCAGGCGAAGGGGCAGAGGAAGUUGGGGCAAACUGGGAGAUGGGAAGGGCCAUCAUUUUUAUAGGGGAAGGAUGGAGGGAGAGGCCUCUUGGCAGAAAUCCGCAUUUCUGCGACAUCGCAUUUACAGUACGUGGUUUAAAAACUGGAAACAACAAUAACAGAAACAACACACCAGCAACAGGAGAGUCAAGCAAACAGAGGAUUUUGUUUUCUGAACACCCUCUCCUCCACCUCUUUCUCCUCCUUUUACUUACCCCUGUUUUAAAAUCCGUGUGGGGGCCCUUCUGUCUAAGCAUGAUGUCUUAUCUAGUAAGAGUUGUAGCCAUUUGCCAAGACACGCACACAGAUAUACACAACACAUGCGCGCACACACAAACACACACACGCACACACACACACACACAGCCACAGCCUGUUCCACCUCAGUUCUUCAGAGCAGCACUCUUUGCAGGGGUCCGUUCCCCCCUCUCUAGUUCUUUGUAGCGGUCACAGAUUUACACGUUUUAUAGCCCAGGUCUCCAGCUUCAAAGCUGGCCAACACCUCUCAGUAUUAUUUCUGAAUAAGUGUUAAGGCAUUCGUUCAGAGAAAAUGGUCAACAGUGACACAUUAUCACUCACACUCGUACAGGCACACGCGAUCAGAAUAACACUGCACACUGAAAAUUCAGUGGACGCUUUAUUACUCUGGUGUAUAAUGGCUGUAGUAAAGCUACCAGACCUAGUUAUUAUCAAUUUCUCAACUCAAUCUGAGCCGUUACAGCUGUUUUUGGAGCUUCUUCUUCUUCUUCUUCUUCUUCUAAGAGCCCAUUGAAACCGGUGCUAUAUUUAUAUAAGGCUACUCCAGUUUUAUGACAUUGUAUUGUCUACCUUUGAAAAACAUGCAGACCAUGGCUCCAUAUCUACCUUCAUUUUUGUCAUUGGACCGGCUCCUGUGACAUACAGUACACGCACACACGCAGACACACAUAUGAGCAGACUUGCCUAGUCAUUGCCCGUUCUGCUUGUGCCAGCAGCCUAGCAUCUUAUGAAUGACAAUUAAGUCCUUCUCUCUCCGAGGAGUUACUGCAUUGAGGGAAAGAAAGAAAGAAGGGAGGAGAAAGAGAGACACUUGGAAGCUGAGGGGAGGGAGGAGCGGAGAUAGAGGGAGGAAACAAGAUUUAAUAGCUGGACUGUAAAUUCAGAGCCAGGGGUCAGAAGUAAAUCUCCUGAACCCAUCCUCCAAAGAGGUUUUGAAUAGCAGCAACCACCAGCAGGACAGCAAAGCUCAUUUUACACAUACUCUCUCUCUCUCUGACACCCCCCCCCACAAACACACACACACACACACACACAUACACACACACACACACAUAAAAAACACAGAACAUCACCUCAGAGUAACGUGAAUGCCUCAUUUUACUGUAUGCACUGUGCAGCAGUGUUGAUAUACAGCCCUAACCUGCAGGGUUUGUACAGAGUCCUCUCCUCACGGACUCAGCUCAGUGUGGCCCCUCCAGGCUUCCAUACACAUUUGCCUUUUUUUACCAUGGGCGUCACUGAGAGCAGGCAAAUGCCAAGAAGGCUACCAUUUACCUCAAUGUGGACACACCCCCAGGCUGGGGCAGCAAUACUGCCCCUGUGGUGUCAGGCACUACCUCACCUCUGUGGACACAGGGCAGCUGCCCACAGCCUACACACAGACAUACACCAUUCAAGUUGGCGCAUGAGUAGGUUAACACACAAAUUGUGCAUAAUUUUUGCGUAGGUGCACACUUGUAGUCAUGGAAAGACAAAACACUCACAGCAUAUACACACACCCUCAGUGCUAUCACUUGGUUGAAAUGAAAUACCACUGAAGACAGGAGGGCCAGCCAUGCCCCUGGAAGGUUUUACCGACUCCGGGGAAUGGUACCCAUUACAUUCGGGUUAUCUCUUUUUGUUAUAUGGGACCAAGUGUCAUCUUUUGAAAUUAGGAUUUACUUGUUUCUGUCAAAACAGAAGCCGACUCACAAAAGCGACGAAGGACAGCCCAGCUGACACCCAUCUAAGAAAAGUAGCAAGAGGAUAAAUAACGUAGAGUAACUAAAAACCCGUGGUGGCCACGUCCAUUGAAUUAGCAUGCGCAGAAAGGGCGGUUUCUGUCUGCAUCAUGGGAAUCUUCCAUAGUACACCUAUGAUGGAUGCCAUUGGAUCUUGAUAAAUAUGCUCAUGGAAAUAAGCUUUGUAUCAUGCAUGGACAGUGCAUUAGACGCAAAAAGAUGGGAUGUUCUCAACUGAAAUGAAGCCUCUUCAGAGGCAACACAAAAGCUCCUUUAGUCUCAUGCACUUUACCAAUGCUCACCACUAUAACAGUAAUAUCACAUGGCAAACAUCCAUGGCAGAUAUCAUAAUGUAUUAGCCAAAUGCCCAUUGAAGAAUUUUAAUUUGACUAUAAAAGCCCACUCUGUCCAUUCCAAUUCUGGGGCCAAGCCAAAUCUGACUGGGUUUACCACUCUUACAAGAAGAGAUGAAACAAAAGAGAGACUUGGAAAAUCUAUUUUAUAUUCAAUGCCAAGCAGUAGUUCAUACUGGGCAUUUGUACAGGAUGGGUAAUGUGCACGCCGCAGAUACACCUAAGCAGAGGAACGAUUAGCAGGGAUCAUGGGUAAUCAUCACAGAUGGCCAAGCCUAACUGCUUCAAAUGUCUGGAGCAAUGCUGGUAGGAGAGAGGAACUGGAGCACCACCUUGGGGCACAAUGGCAGUGUCUGCUCUGACUCUCAGAACAAUCCCUUCCUCAAGCACAUCACCACUUCCAGAGAUCCAUCGCCUGCCCUGUCCUACCCUACCUUACUCUUGCCCACGACGGUGCCCUUUCUGGAGCCUAGCUCAGAUCGAAUUGCACCCCACCACCAUUAUAACAGCCCCCACCCAGCUAGGCUGGUGGGAGUUUUUGCACUACUGCAGCAGUCCUCCCUUUUAUGCCCUUACUCAUCAAAGUUUAACCAAUGUCCCUUGUUGGAUUACACAUUGGUGUGUCCCUCAACCAUCCUGACUUGCUCUGUGUAACAGAGGCUGGCAGUUGCAGUGGGCUCAGCCCCAAACUUGUCUUGUUGUCAGUAUUAGACCAACAGCACAUAACCCUCACCCCUUACCCGACCCAACCAGGGGUGGAGAGAGAUCCCUGCGUAGAGGGGUAGGGAGGGCUGUGUAGUACUUACUCAUUCUCCCUGUAGUACUCAUUUUCCUGUCAUCCUGCCUACAGCAGAAUCAACCCAGUGACAUUUCAACUUCAGAACCCUCCUUGUCAUCGUCAUUCUUCCUCCCCCUCUCCUCUUCCCUAAGCACCCUAGCUAUCUUACCCACUCACCGCUGGGUGGGUGGCCCCCAGUUCGGCCCAGAAUCAUUGACACCAAAUGGGAUCCAGGCCUUUCCCUUGUGAGACAAGGCUGGCCAUAACUGCCCUCUAGAGUGGCACCACCGAAUGAAUGUGAACAGCAAAGCAGCAGCGAAGGGAAUGAGAGACUUGAGCGCGAGAACGUGAGGAUGCGAGAGAAGGAGCAAACGUGGGACAGGAAACAAGAAGCUGAGGGCCUCGACCCUCACUGCCAUCAUUGACAUGGGCGACAGAGGGCGAUGUGGCUGGUUGUAGAGACAAUGUUAACAAACACUCGGAGGAAGGGGAGAUGGUGAUGUAGGAAUAUGUACAGUCUCCCCUUCAGUUCCCACAACAGCCCCACAUGAGCCCCCGCUCCCAUGCCAGCUGACCACCCCAAAUGCCCCCCCCCCCAGCUCCCUCAAAAAGGAUAAACUCCAACUUUCAUACGGUGAGGAUCAGGACGAGAUCCAUUCCAGAGAUGCAGGUUUGGAAUUCCAACACAUCUUUGUAAAAGAACUGAAAAAGAGAAAAAAAAACCAACAAAAAACAAACAUUGACAUCCUUUGUUCUCAUGAGCUGACUGGGUAUGUGUGUGUGACAGUGGGGGUUAUAAUGCUGCUUUACCUUCUGAGUCUGAUUUAGCUUAAGAAAAAAAGAUAUAUGAAAUGAUUAUAAAUCCAUAAAACAAAAUGA